UGUUUAAUAAUAGUAUUAUUUAAAUUAUAUAAUGUCGCAAGAAACUAAAAAAGGAAAGAAAAAACAGGUAACAAGGGAGAAAACGAACCAUAAAGAAGAGAAAUCCGAGGAAAAUGCGAAAAAAGAUUCAAAUGAAAACGUCAAAUUAAAGUAUGGCCCAUCUGUAACAUUUCCUUAUCAAAGGAUAUGGUCACGUUCUGCUCUAAUCCUAACAGUGUUAUUUAUUGUUUGGUAUAAUAGUAAGCAGGGUAAAGAAAUAUCCUUAGCAAAACAGAAAGAAAUUUUAUUAAGCCGUACACAACACGUUGAAUGUUCGAAUGAUUAUAAAGCUGAGACAAGCGAAUAUCCCGAGUGUGUACCAGAGAAAUGUGGAAGGAUAGUUUCAGAUAAAUUAGUCUCGUCAACAGAAACUGAUGUUUUGUUAAAGAUAGCAAUGAACGGUUUAAGUUUAGGGGGUUCUGACGGAGGUGCAAGUAUUUUAGACCUUCACUCUGGUGCAUUGAGUAAAGGUCGUGAUUUUAUUAAUAUCUAUACAUUGCCAGAGGCAAAAACAAUAUUCAACAGUGCUGAUUUUGCAAUUUAUAAAGUAGUAAGAACUAAAAUACAACACGCAGUGGCACACAAUUUUGGUGUUCCCGCUAAUAAAAUAUUUUUAACAAAGCCAACAUUCUUUUCACGAAUGACUAAUGUAUCUGCGCAAACAAUACACGAUGAAUAUUGGCAUCCUCACAUUGACAAGGAAACAUAUCAAUCAUUUGAUUACACAAGUUUGCUUUACCUAAACGAUUACGGAAGAGAUUUUGAAGGAGGUCGAUUCAUAUUUAUCGAUAAAGACAGCGUUAACACAACCGUAGAACCCCGGAAAGGUAGAGUAUCCAUGUUCACCUCGGGUAGUGAAAAUUUACACGCGGUUGAAAAAGUGCAAUCUGGAAUUCGUUAUGCGUUAACUGUAUCUUUUACUUGCAAUCCAAACGCUGCAAUUUCUGAUCCAAAGUAUCGAGCAAUGCAAGAAAAAUAAAUUUUUCUUUAAUAAAUAAAUAAAGUGCAUGAACAUUCCAU
Osmia lignaria (orchard mason bee) is the source of this 1059-nucleotide messenger RNA. RefSeq names its product 2-oxoglutarate and iron-dependent oxygenase domain-containing protein 3. The record is from RefSeq and is a predicted model, not a curated record. NCBI's taxonomy places the organism in Eukaryota, Metazoa, Arthropoda, Insecta, Hymenoptera, Megachilidae. Gene Ontology annotation, molecular function: iron ion binding; L-ascorbic acid binding; oxidoreductase activity, acting on paired donors, with incorporation or reduction of molecular oxygen. Gene Ontology annotation, cellular component: membrane.